Molecule: messenger RNA, 3162 nt
Organism: Plutella xylostella (diamondback moth)
Lineage: Eukaryota; Metazoa; Arthropoda; Insecta; Lepidoptera; Plutellidae
Product: microsomal triacylglycerol transfer protein
Biological process (GO): lipid transport; lipoprotein metabolic process
Cellular component (GO): basolateral plasma membrane; endoplasmic reticulum; Golgi apparatus
Molecular function (GO): lipid binding
Source: RefSeq, a predicted model, not a curated record
UAUUUGACAGCUCAACAAGUGGCCGGUCGCUUCUACGAUUGCGAUGUUAUUUCCGUUGAUAAAGUAAAGUUUCAAACAGAUUUAAUCAAAAUGUUAACUUUUACUGUGCUUUUGUUAUGUGCUAUUUUAUUUAACGGAGUAUUUAGCUCGGCGGUGCGUUCCUUCGAGAGUUUAGAGGUGUUCCCCGGAGGCGCGCGGUACAGCGUGGAUAGUACUGUGCUGUUAAACGAUGUAGCUCGUAAAAACAGGGAGACAGGAUAUAAGAUCAAAGCCGAAUUGAACGUGGAACCGAUAUGGAGCCACGGGGACGAAGAGUUUCUCCUCAGGUUCGAUCUAUUCAGCCCGAAGCUACACCUCCGCGGGAAGCAUGUGAGUGCGGAGUUCCUCCCGCACAAGUCGGAGUGGGACUCGCACCGCAGCCGCCCGUUCUACGCACACUGGAACAAGGGCAUCAUCGAGAAUGUCUAUGUAGAGCCUGAUGAGCCCUUGGACUUUGUCAACUUUAAGAAGUCUCUUGUCAGCCUUUUCCAGUUUCAAAUUCUGGAUGGAGAGUUUACGGAAACAGACAUAUCAGGAACUUGUGAAGUGAUGUACGAGUCUCUCAGUAUUGAUGUCAUCAGGAAGUUCAAGCGCCGCUGCACAUGGCAAGGCAUAGUCAGCUCAGACUCGGCCACAGACCAACAAGGCCUAGACGCACCUUUACCCGUGCGGAGAGUUCACAGAAUAGAACUAGGAGAAGGACUGAAAGGAGUCAAGUCUAUAAUGGCGGAGGACGCGGCGGCGGCGGCGCGGGGCGCGGGGGUCGGGGUCAAGGCCAGGGCGUUCAUUCGUCUACAGCAGAUAGGCUCCGCCCCCUCCCCGAAGCCCCGGCCGUCAUUGGCUGACGCGAUUCCUGCUGGAAUGAACCAGGAAAAGCUGCCGUUGACGCCGCCGAAGGAAGAAGUUAAGCCUGUUGACCUCCGCUCCGCCCUCGGCCCGCACCGCUCCGCUCUAGAAGCCAGCGAGGCGGCGGGCGGCGGCGGCGGCGCGGCGCUGGCGCGGGCGGCGCUGCGGCUUAUACCGGUGUUUAGAGCGGCUAGUAAAGAGGCGUUGGUGAAGGAGAUGGAGGAUCCGGCUAAUGGGGAGAUACUUACGGCGUUAGUCCGGCUCCUGGGAGUCACCGCCUCACCCGCGAGUCACUCGGCCGCUCACACUCACCUUCAACUCGCAAGGAAGGCCGCCGGGGACCUGCCGCACAAGUACCUCAGCGCCGUGCCCAGAGCUCACAAUGUACAGGACUCAGUAACCCUCGAGCUGCUCCGCCUCGCCUCCAUCGCUCGCGAGCCGGCAGUGGCCGACAGCGCGCUGCUCGCCGCCGCCGCCGCCGCCGCCGCGGGGGGCGCGGGGGACGUGGGGAAGACUGUAGCGGAGGGGUUGGCCAAGGAACGGGCCAAGUGUAAGGACGACACAUGUCGCUCCACCCGCCUCCUCGCUCUAGGCUCGCUCCGGCGGCCCGACUCGCUCCCCCUCCUACUGCAGUCAGCCGGUGACAACCCGGGCAGCGCCGCCGCCGCGCUGACAGCCGUGGCCAAGGUGGCUGAGGUUCAGCCGCUGACGGGGAAACAGAUGGAGAGGGUUAGACGGAUCGCUAUGCAGUUGGAUAAGCCUUAUCCGCUUGAGGUGAGAGCACAAGCCAUAGACCUGCUGCUGACACAAGCCGCUGCGCAGUCCACGGCGCGCGGGCUGGAGCUGCUGCCGUGCCGCCUGCAGGCGCUGGCGGGGGGGCUGGCCAGGGGCGGGGAGGGGGACGCCGAGCUUAGGAGGUUCAUGUGGCAGCGCAUGGAAGCUCUCAGCGAAGAACACAAAGGAGUAAAACCGCACGGCGACGUGGUGCGGCGCAGCGAGCCCAGCCUUUACCAUUAUUACCAUCCAGGCACAACCUCCGUGCUAUCGCGCUGGGCGGGCGCAGACUCGGGCUACUCGCUGACCCUGCACAGCGCACAAUUAGCCUCAAAUGGCGUACUACGACACGGCACCGUCACGCUACAGGCCAAGACCCCAAGGAACACCACCCACGACCUCAUCACCAUCGACCUGUGGGCCACAGGGCUGGCCAACCUCGCUGGGACCUCCAAAACUGAGGAUUCAGAGGCGGAAGACGUGGCCGCAGGGUUGGCCGUCCACGCCGGCGGCGCGUUUAGCAAAGGCGUGACCUUGUUUAAUGGACAAGCGGAGUUAUUAUCAGCUGUUUGGGCUGGAACUGGCAGUGAGCCUACUCCGGUUUUGAGAGCCACUAUAGAACUACCCUACGCAGAUGACAAGCUCCCGCUAAGCACAGGAGUUUUGGUUAAAAGGUCGUGGCAUUCAGUGCUAGUUUUGGCGUUAGAUGCGCAUGCGACUGUUUCCUUAUGGGGUAGGAACGCCAAGACCGGUACUGAGUUGAGAGCGGCGGGUGUAGUGGAGGCGAGCAUGGACCUAUCUACCAUGUGGGGAGAUGUGAAGGCUGAGGCGAGCUAUGAGGCGGAACCUAAGAUGGAUAUUCAUGCGGACUUGGACUUUUAUGAUCAAGUGGCGCUGUGCGUGCGGACGGUCAUUGAUGAGUUUGAGUUUAGACGCAACGUGACCCUCACCGAACGCCUCGGCAGCACACGGCGGCUGCUGCGGCGGGCGUCGGCGGGGGCGGCGCGGGGCGCGGGCGGGGGGCGCACUCUGGCUCUGGGUCAGGAGAAUGAUCGCGCUUGCAGGGUGCUUACUCCUGCUGCUUAGGAGAUAGGUUGUGAAGUUGUAGGACUUUUGGUGCAGUGCAUUGAGGGUUGUGGGAAAUGACUUUUACUGCAAGUUUCAAUAUCCUAUCUAUCGAUAGCUCACAGUUACUUUCAUGCAAUUUUGACUUGUAUAAAGUUGCAUUCGGUCGAUAGAUAGAGUCAUUGAAACUAGAAGUUAUGUGGAAGUGAAUUUAUGUACCUAGAUGCAAUUUGUUGAUGGUUAGCGGUGGAAAGAGUUUAUUGUUUUUAAGUGGUCUGAAAUUUAAGAGCCAUGCAGAAGAUUUUGUAUUUCUCAUAAAAUGAGCGACUUUUGAGUAUGAAAUAAUUUUUCUGAAGAAUUUAAGUUAAAAUACCUAAUCAUAAUUUGAUCAUAAUAACUUGUAUCCUUGAAAUUGCAUAAUGAACAUGAAAAUUUCAA